This is a messenger RNA of Selaginella moellendorffii, 657 nucleotides long. Its product is annotated as AAA-ATPase At5g40000. The record is from RefSeq and is a predicted model, not a curated record. NCBI's taxonomy places the organism in Eukaryota, Viridiplantae, Streptophyta, Lycopodiopsida, Selaginellales, Selaginellaceae. The transcript has a single exon. The coding region runs from base 1 to 657 and encodes 218 amino acids.
AUGGCGAGUAGUAGGUCCGUGGUGGUGUACGAGAACGAUGGCGGGGCGCUCUACAAUUACGUAAACAGCUACCUCUCCUCUCUCACAGUCAAUCCGGAGCAGCCGGCGCUCUUCAGGGCGAGCUUGAUCGACGACAAGACGCCCCUCAUCUUGGGGCUCCAGCCGGGCUUUCCCGUGCGUGACAAGUUCCAGGGCCUGGAUUUCGAGUGGAGCACGGGCGUGGCCACUGAUGAAUCGCGCUAUGUCAUGGCGGCGUUCCCGCCGCACUGCUCCAACGACGUGAUCCAGGCCUACUUUUCUCACCUCACCACCGCCUCCAAGCGCCGCCGCCUUUUCACCGUGAGGCCACCUGGUAUGCACGAGAUGAGCUGGGCGAGCUGCGAAUUCGAUCAUCCCGCGAGCUUGGAGACGCUGGAUUGCUCCAUGGAUGCCGAGCUCAAGCAGGAGCUGGUCAAGGAUCUGGAGGCGUUUGCGGGAGCUCGGGAUUACUACAGGAGCAUUGGGAAGGCGUGGAAGAGGAGCUACCUCGUUUAUGGCCGCCAAGCGACUGGCAAGGACCAGCUCGUGGCCGCCAUAGCCAACAAGCUCGGCUACGAUGUUUACGAUCUCGACACUGGCUUGGUGGGGAACAGGCGCAACUCAAGGAGAUCUUUAUGA